GCAGGUGUUGGGGUCUCCCUCGCCUCACUGUCAGAGCUUAGAAAGAGAAGGAGAGGAGAACUCCCCAGGCCAUCUCUGUGACCCCAGCCGCUGCAUCUUACACAGCAUUAUUCUUCAACAAACAGAAAAUGGAUGAAAAUAAAGAUAUGGACUCAAAAGAAAGUGGAGAAUAUGAAGAUGACUUUGAAAAGGACCUGGAAUGGUUAAUCAAUGAAAAAGAAAAAAGUGGUGCCAGCAUAAUAGAGAUGGCUUGUGGGAAUGAAGAGAAUAUUAACCAAGAAUUGAAAGACCAUGAAACAGAACACAUGGAACAGAAUUCUGAUCCUGACAAAUCUUUGAAGAAUGAAAUUUCACCAAGAAGAAAUGACUUCAUUUCUGUACCAAGUCUUCAAACUUCGGAUCUCAUAUCUGAUUCAGAUAGUGAAAACUCUUUCCAGGAAUCCAAAGUGGAGAGCCAGAAAGACCUGGAGGAGGAAGAGGAUGAGGAAGUAAGGAGAUAUAUUAUGGAAAAGAUUAUAGAAGCCAACAAGAUUCUCCAGAAUCAGGAACCUGUGAAUGAUAAAAGGGAACGAAAACUAAAGUUCAAAGACAAAUUAGUUGACCUGGAAGUUCCUCCACUGGAAGACGCUGAUACUUACAAAAAUCAUCUUGAAAAUGAAAGUAGAAUGUCUGGAAAACUGUCACAGUUAUGUAUUUCCAAUGAAUUUGGACAAGAAAAUGUGCUCCUGUCACUCACUGAUGGAAAUUGUGAAGAGAACAAAGAUAGAAAAAUACUAGUUGAGAGAGAUGGAAAGUUUGAACUUCUGAAUUUACAAGACAUUGAGAGUCAGGGGUUUUUGCCCCCCAUUAAUACUAAUAGUACAGAAAAUGAACCUCUCCAGUUGUCAUCCAGAUCUUCAAACUCAAAUGUCAGUGAUGUCAAGAAAGAAGAGCCUAUAGCAAAGAUUUAUGCUGUCGCUCAUUCAUCAACAGAAGAGCCACUGGCUUAUAUCCCUCAGCCACCAGCCAACCCCAAGACACGUCCAAGCUCUGCUGCCAACUCAGAUCGAAGUAAGGGGAACGGGAAACCCAAUCACAGGACACAGUCUGCAAAUACAUCUCCAGUGACCUCAACAUAUUGUCUUUCCCCUCGACAGAAAGAACUGCAAAAACGGCUAGAAGAAAAGAGAGAGAAAUUAAAGAGGGAGGGAUUAAGAAUAGAGCCUAAUAACCUCAACAAAGUAUUUCCGAAAUGCCAUGUGGAAUCCCAGAUGAUGAUGAUGAUGAUGAUGAUGAUGAUGAUGAUGAUGAUGAUGAUUUUGUUCUGUCUAUCAAGAAAAGGCUGUGAAGAAGAACAACGAAAAAUAGAAGAAGAAAAAGAAAAGAAAAAAGAGAAUGACAUGGUAUUUAAAGCAUGGUUGCAGAAGAAAAGAGAGCAGGUCCUAGAAAUGAGGAGAAUUCAGCGAGCAAAGCAAAUCGAAGACAUGAAUAGCAGACAGGAAAUCAGAGAUCCACAGCAAGCUUUUCGAUUAUGGCUUAAAAAAAAGCAUGAAGAGCAGUUGAGAGAAAGAAAGACAGAAGAACUACGAAAGCAGGAGGAAUGCUUAUUCUUUCUUAAAGGGACGGAAGGCCGUGAAAGGGCCUUUAAACAAUGGCUGCGAAGGAAACGGAUAGAAAAGCUAGCCGAGCAACAGGCUGUCAGAGAAAGAACUAGACAGCUCCGACUAGAAGCGAAGCACUCGAGACAGCUGCAGAGCCACCUAUACAUGUCCGAAGCCAAAGCUUUUCGUUUUACUGAUCAUUAUAACUGAAAGUAUCUUAACUAUUUCAUUUGGAAGCUGCUGCCCUCAGAAUUCUGUAUAUCAUUUCUGAUGGCUUGUGUGCUUUGUUCAUACUCUAAAUUAUGGAGAUGCCAUUUAUCUUUUGGUGAUAUUGACAGCGACUUUAUCUGUUUUUAACACAACAAAAUAAAUUUCUUCUCUCGCCUUGUUGUAUCGUUA
This is a messenger RNA of Suricata suricatta (meerkat), 1979 nucleotides long. RefSeq names its product coiled-coil domain containing 181 (gene CCDC181). Gene Ontology annotation, molecular function: microtubule binding. The transcript has 7 exons. Lineage: Eukaryota; Metazoa; Chordata; Mammalia; Carnivora; Herpestidae. The record is from RefSeq and is a predicted model, not a curated record. Bases 129 to 1790 code for a protein of 553 amino acids.